Messenger RNA from Diorhabda carinulata, 1368 nucleotides. RefSeq lists its product as uncharacterized. The record is from RefSeq and is a predicted model, not a curated record. The transcript has 20 exons. NCBI's taxonomy places the organism in Eukaryota, Metazoa, Arthropoda, Insecta, Coleoptera, Chrysomelidae. The coding region runs from base 1 to 1368 and encodes 455 amino acids.
AUGAACAUGAAAUUAAUUACUAUCUACGCCAGGUACUGUACUCCUUCAUCUUCCUCAGCAACAUCACCCUUUCUUGCUAAUAAUAAUCCUUCUUCUAAACAACAAGGUAAUUCAACAACUUCUUCAGCAACCAAAAUCGUGACAAAUACUCGUGAUUAUGUUCCUAAUGGUAUUCCAGUAUCUCCUUUAGCAACAUCAGCAGGUCCAGAUAGCUCGACGCCCAAUCCACCAGUUGCUCCAGCAUCUUCUUCUUCAUCAUUAGCUAUUCCACCUGGAGAUAUUUCUGCCUCUAAUGUCCCAGGUGCUCCAGAAUCUUCUUCGGUAGCAUCUCCUGGUGCAGUUAUUGCUAGUUCUACUUCUAAUGCACCAGGUGCUCCAGAAUCUUCUUCGGUAGCAUCUCCUGGUGCAGUUAUUGCUAGUUCUACUUCUAAUGCACCAGGUGCUCCAGAAUCUUCUUCGGUAGCAUCUCCUGGUGCAGUUAUUGCUAGUUCUACUUCUAAUGCACCAGGUGCUCCAGAAUCUUCUUCGGUAGCAUCUCCUGGUGCAGUUAUUGCUAGUUCUACUUCUAAUGCACCAGGUGCUCCAGAAUCUUCUUCGGUAGCAUCUCCUGGUGCAGUUAUUGCUAGUUCUACUUCUAAUGCACCAGGUGCUCCAGAAUCUUCUUCGGUAGCAUCUCCUGGUGCAGUUAUUGCUAGUUCUACUUCUAAUGCACCAGGUGCUCCAGAAUCUUCUUCGGUAGCAUCUCCUGGUGCAGUUAUUGCUAGUUCUACUUCUAAUGCACCAGGUGCUCCAGAAUCUUCUUCGGUAGCAUCUCCUGGUGCAGUUAAUGCUAGUUCUACUUCUAAUGCACCAGGUGCUCCAGAAUCUUCUUCGGUAGCAUCUCCUGGUGCAGUUAUUGCUAGUUCUACUUCUAAUGCACCAGGUGCUCCAGAAUCUUCUUCGGUAGCAUCUCCUGGUGCAGUUAUUGCUAGUUCUACUUCUAAUGCACCAGGUGCUCCAGAAUCUUCUUCGGUAGCAUCUCCUGGUGCAGUUAUUGCUAGUUCUACUUCUAAUGCACCAGGUGCUCCAGAAUCUUCUUCGGUAGCAUCUCCUGGUGCAGUUAAUGCUAGUUCUACUUCUAAUGCACCAGGUGCUCCAGAAUCUUCUUCGGUAGCAUCUCCUGGUGCAGUUAAUGCUAGUUCUACUUCUAAUGCACCAGGUGCUCCAGAAUCUUCUUCGGUAGCAUCUCCUGGUGCAGUUAAUGCUAGUUCUACUUCUAAUGCACCAGGUGCUCCAGAAUCUUCUUCGGUAGCAUCUCCUGGUGCAGUUAAUGCUAGUUCUACUUCUAAUGCACCAGGUAAUGAUUUCACAUACGAAAUUACAGCUUGA